This is a messenger RNA of Didymosphaeria variabile, 780 nucleotides long. RefSeq lists its product as uncharacterized. The record is from RefSeq and is a predicted model, not a curated record. The transcript has 5 exons. Gene Ontology annotation, biological process: protein folding in endoplasmic reticulum. Lineage: Eukaryota; Fungi; Ascomycota; Dothideomycetes; Pleosporales; Didymosphaeriaceae. Gene Ontology annotation, cellular component: membrane; EMC complex. Bases 1 to 780 code for a protein of 259 amino acids.
AUGGGACAGCCCCUAGUACAGACCAUCCACCGGGAUCCCGCCCUGUUCUGGUGGAUUCUGCUCCCUAUUACUGUGGUGAUGGUCCUGACAGGCAUCCUCCGCCACUACGCGAUGAUCCUGCUGCAAACCGCGCCCAAGAAGCAAGACCUCCCUAAGAUCCGGCAACAGCGCGCGCUCGUCCGGGGCAUCAAUCUACGCGCCAACGCGAACGUCUUAUCGACCGCUUCCUUCCAGGCCCGCAAGUCAUACAUGGUGUCUGCAUACCAGGAAGGCAAGUUUCUGGCGGAGCCGGAACAGAGGGGCAAGCCGAGACCGAAUCCUAUGAGCGAUCCGGCGGCGAUGGAGGGCAUGAUGGGUAUGAUGAAGGGAAAUAUGGCGAUGAUGAUACCGCAGACUUUGAUCAUGGGAUGGAUCAAUGCGUUUUUCUCCGGCUUCGUCAUCAUGAAACUACCCUUUCCGCUUACGCCACAAUUCAAGUCGAUGCUCCAGUCAGGUGUCGGCACACGCGACUUGGAUGUGAGAUGGGUGUCUAGUCUUUCCUGGUACUUCCUUACCUUGUUUGGGCUCCAACCCGUCUAUAACUUUAUUCUUGGAAGCAAUAACUCUGCAAAUAAUGUCACGCAGCAGAUGGCCAUGGCCAACCCAGGGGCGGGAUUGAUGGGUCCCGAGCAGGACCCUGAUAAGCUCUUCUUAAACGAGGCCGAGAACUUGGAGGUACUCGAACAUCGCUGGAUUUUGGACGGAAUCGAGGAUCGACUCAUUGCGAAAAUGGCCGCCUAA